CCCAUUGGCCCUCGCGAGGCCCCGCCCCCGGAGGGCGGAGCCGACCCGCCGCCGCAGAGGAGGCCGCGAGUCCCGCGGAGCGCCCAGGCCGACGGGCGGAGGGCCCGGGCUGCGGCGACCGGCCGGCUGCGGCGGCGCCUGCCUGGAUCCCGGCUGUGCUGGGCACUAAGCGCUAAAUACUGAACGUUGUGCACUAAGAGCUGAGCGCGGAACGCUGAAUGCCGAGCACUAAGCACUGAGUGCUGAACACUGAAUGCUAAGCACUGAGCCCCACAGGCUUCCCACCCCAGCUCACCAUGUCCAUCAUGGACCACAGUCCCACCACUGGCGUGGCCACGGUGCUGGUCAUCCUCAUCGCUGUGGCAGCGCUGGGUGCACUGAUCCUGGGCUGCUGGUGCUACCUGCGGCUGCAGCGCCUCAGCCAGCCCGAGGACGAGGAGAGCAUCGUGGGUGACGGUGACACCAAGGAGCCCUUCCUGCUGGUGCAGUACUCCGCCCGGGGGCCCUGCGAGCGCAAGGCCAGACUGGCUGGCCCCGAGCCACACGGCUGAGCAGGCAACGGCUCCUGGGGGGGUUGUCUGCUGUCACCCCUGCCCACCAUGGGGGGGGGGGGAUGCCUGAGCCAGCAGGCGCUUUGUUACUUGAAUGUGGAGCUGAGCCUGUGGACUAAGCCCCCUCACUAUGCAGCCCUGCAUGCACUGAAGCCUCCCCCAUGUUCCUUCUGAGUGACUGAGCAUACAGCACCCACUGAGCUGAGGUGCCUGGGGAGGGCCAGCUCUCCUGCCCAGCUGGCAUGGACUGGAGGAGCCCCCAGGCCACACUGGGAGGCUGCUGCCCGGAGCCUGUGAGGGACAAGUGUCCCGAGGCUGCAGGUGGCCAGUGCAGACCCUUGUCCUGUGCCAGGGUCUACCUGCCCCUGUUGUGUCUCCCUGUGGGUGUGGCUUUGUGCUUCUUUUCACUAUUUGCUGUGGGAGGUUGGGAGGGAGUUGGAGACACCCCCCCCCACACACACACACAGGGUACUAUGAGGCCCCUUGUGCUGUGACCCUGUAACUGCAUCCUUGCCAGGAGCCCAGGCUGGGGUGAGAUGAGGCCCGGGGCCUAGCACCCUGAACCUGCAGCUCUCUACCCCACCUCCCAGUCCUGCUGCUCACUGGGUGACCUGGGUUCUCGGUGGGGAGUACCCAGCAUGAAUUGGGAGCUCCCAGGUGGCUCCAAGGCCACCCGCCUUUAGUCCCCCAAAGCUUGGAGGCAGCUCUCCAACCUUCUGAGAAGUAUGUUGAGCUAAUCCACCUAGAACUCCAAGGGGACUAGUGUCAUCCAACUGCAGGGGUGGGGUGAGAUCAAGGACCCUGAGGAGCAGUGGGGCCUGGUGGGGUAGGCGCUCUUGUGGCCCUCACUGUCCCUAAUCCCAAAGGCAGCUUCUCCUUUUUUUUUUUUUAAACCAGAGCACUGCUCAGCUCUGAGCUUAUGGUGGUACAAAGGACUGAACCUGGGACUUUGGAGCCUCAGGCAUGAGAGUCUCUGCACAACCAUUGUGGUAUCUGCCCCCGCCCAGCAGCUUCUUUUCCAAUGAAGGAUGCUGGGGAAUGAUCUGGGGGUGGCAGGCUGUCUGACCGUCCCUGCCCACUGCAGUGUCCCUGAGCUUUCUACCUCUAUGGCGUGGCGAGCAGCCGGCCUCCUUGCCCAAGGGACGCGGGGUAGCAGUCUGAGGGGUGGGGGAGACACCAGAGGGGCCUUGUGGUGGGGAGUGAAGAUGCCUGUGGACAAGCAGAGCCCCACGCUUGCUGCCCCUGUGCUCAUCUGUCCAGAGCUGCUCCAUUUUGCAUCCCCGCCAGAGCCACACCGAGGGCUCAGCAGAUCACGGUUUGCUGUCCUGUCACCCACGGGUCACCACAGAAACAAUAUUGGACGUGAGGUGCGGUACUCUGGACACUGGGCCACUAGGAGCCAGACCCAGCUAGAAGAGCCCUGGGGAGGUCAGCUGCUGGCAGCCCUGAAAAAUAGUGCUGGGGCCGGGGUGCCCUGGCCAGUAGGCAGGUGACAUUAGAGCUGAGAAAAUCUUUAUUUACAGUAAAUUUCAAUAAAAUUUGCAUAAAUAUC
Erinaceus europaeus (western European hedgehog) is the source of this 2103-nucleotide messenger RNA. It is a transcript of the gene SNN, whose product is annotated as stannin. The record is from RefSeq and is a predicted model, not a curated record. NCBI's taxonomy places the organism in Eukaryota, Metazoa, Chordata, Mammalia, Eulipotyphla, Erinaceidae. The transcript has 2 exons. Gene Ontology annotation, cellular component: mitochondrial outer membrane. Bases 297 to 551 code for a protein of 84 amino acids.